GAUAACGGGCGGCCCGGCCGGUAUUUAAAUUAGCGGCCGAGCACAUCGGAAAUCAGUCAGAAACCUGUAGGGUCGCCGUAACCAGUGCAGGCAUUCCAAUACAGUAAUCGCGUUAACACAAAACCGCAAGUUCCAUUACCGAUUUACCAAAUAAAUCCGAACGAGAUCCGCGUUGAAACAGCACCCAAUCCGUUCGAAUUCGCCCGUCGCCAGUCGCCAUUGUUUAAUGCAAACAGUUGCGGUAGCCCGUCAACGAAAACAAACGCAACAACCGCCGCCACAGACGCCGCAACAACCACAACAGCAGCACCAGCAGCAGUAACAACAACGACGACAACGACAACACCAACAACAAUAUGCUUAAAGCCAGCAGUAUGUCGUCGAACACGCAAAGGUCGACUUUCGCGGAAAACCGAACGGUGUCCGUCAAGGCGCUGACAGCCAACGCGUUCCGUUUGGACACGUCGCCACUGAACCGCGACGCUUGCGCGCUCGCCGAGAAGGAACUCCGCGAAACCCCGGAACAGGUGCAACAGUCUUUGGCCGAGCUCCGAAAAUAUCUCAAAGGUACGUCCGUUUAACGUGGGUGUACGACUCGGUCGGGGGAAAAAAACCGCGGAUUCCGACGGUGCUCGCGUUGUUUGCGGCCCGUGCGAAAUAACUAUCGUUGAAAUCCGGCGACGAAAACAAACGCCGCGUAUUCUUUACCGAACGGUCGGUUCGCUUUUUAUUAUUAUUUUUUUUUUUUUUAACUUUUCCGUUUCUCGAGACGCCGGACGAGAACCCGAACGGUUUUCCUGCGCAACCGCCCACCCCUUACCAGCGGAAAUCGCGAGCUACGAUUUACCCGUCGAAAUCGCGUACGAUCGACGGGGGGGGGCUAUAAAAUAUUAAUGCGCCGAUAGAGGUACCAAUACUGGGAACUGACCGCUUUCGCCAAAAAUGUACCGUUCCCUUUUCCGCCGAUUCUCGUUUCCGUCAAAUCAUAGAAUCGGUCGAUUCCCUUUACUGCCAAAUGAAAAAAUUUAGUCUAAUAUUUCAAUAAUAACGGACGAUUGUGUCAUAAAUUAUUAUUAUUGUGAUAUAAUAACAAAAAUUUCAAAACGCUCACAAAAAAUAUUAAAAACUGUUGUAGAGGGGUGAUUAAAUUAAAUUAAAAAUAUAAACACCAUAUUGUUUAUUCUUACUUACAAUAAUUAUAAGAUAUAUUUUUUUGUUUUACGAAGUCGUAUAUGAAAAUUGAUGAGAACAAAAGUAAAUACAAAUAUGCACGCGAUUGUCCAUUAACAUUCAAAUAUUAGACUUAAUUAAAAAAAAAAUUUAAAAACUGAAAAAAUAAUCGACCAACCGUAUGGUUCGGCGGAAAAGGGAAAGACUCGUCUUUGGCGGGAACCGGCCGUGCCCACCUACACUACAGGGUGUCCGGAUAAACGGGUAUUUAUUGCUCGCGGGCGGAACACCCCUGUACACCGUCGUAAUAUUAUUAUCGUGUGACACGACAAAUAUUAGUAACACAUUUGGCAAUAACAAUAAUCAACAAAUCAAUUGAAUAGUUAUUAUUCCGUCGGUGAGGAGGGGUGUUGGAGGGGUGGACCGCGUUAAUAAUAAAUAUUCCGUCGUUUCGAAUGGUUGACGCCAUCCGCGCAUAGAGCGCGCCCGCGACCGGCGAUGCGAUAUAAUAAUUAUUAUAAUAAUAACUUAUUGAGGAAUUCACUGGUGUAUUUUUUUUUAAUUACUUUUUUUUUUUUAAACGAACAUUUUUUUCAUUACUCGUUGAUACCGUCGCCAUUAACCGCGUUAUCGUAAUCCUAUUUAUCAUAUUAGGUAUUAUAUCGGACGAUGUGGCGAUACCGCGAAAACGGCGUUUUUCUCUACCUCGUCCCGUUUCCGAUGAAACGCGAUUAAUAUAAGUACUUUUGCCCAGUACGCUUUCGUCCGUGGUAACACUCGUCUCGAGUAUUCGCGAUUCCGCGGAUUGUUUUUUUGCCCAGUUCUUCCGAGUAUACGACGAUAAAAUUAUGUACUCGUGAAACGUUAAUGUUGUACUAUUGUUAUAAUUAUAGAUUGGCUUUUUUUUCGAUCCUCGUGCGUUGUGGUUACGCGGAAUCAUUCGGAUCGUAAUGUUUGAAAAAAAAAAAAAAAACACUAACGCCACAGUAUCGCUCUGUACGAAUCAAUAAACGAAAAUUACAAUUUUAUUUUUUUUCUCACUAAUUUAAUUAUAAUACCAUUAUUGUAACGUAACUUUAUAUUAUUUCUUUAUCUCUUUGUUGAGCAGGCACCUUAUAAUGUUGUGUAGGCACCCAUAUCACGGAUAACGCGCGGGUUUGUUUGACGAAAAAAAAAAAAAUAAUAAAUAAAUAACCUUCUGUGUGUUAAUAUUGUAAUAAUAUAAUAAACGAUAACAACGAUGAUAUAAUAUUAUAUUAUUACCUACAAUAAUAAUUCGAUAAAAUCCGUAUUCUGUUUGUUAUUGACGCGCGUGUAUUGUACGCGCGUUGUAAAACUCUAUUACAUUACAUUAUAACGUUAUUAUUAUGAUGUGCUAAAACGCGGUUACUUAAAAAAAAAAAAAAAAAAAAUCAUCAAUUUAUUUCGCCGUACAGUUAUUAUUAUUUUUUUGAAGGGCAUCAUCGUCCGUAUUUAUUAGACAUUAAAAAUAAAAAAAAAAAAAAAAUAAAUUUUCGUGAUAAUACCAGCGCGAAAUAAUAUCGUAAUGAUAAUAAUUCGCGUGCGAAUAAUAGUAAAUAGAAAAAAAAAAAAAACCGCAGCGUUUUAAUGUACCGGCGAAUACCGCGAGGACGGCCCGUUAAAAUUUCACGGCGAGUCAACGAGGUUUUUAGCUUUUGACAUUCGAACGCAUAUUGUUUUCCGUCCGCGUAUAAAAUCACGACACGACAGAUCGAGUAGUGGGACUCUACUCGGUUACGAUAAUGGAACUUACACGUUAGAAAUUUAUCGUCGUUAUUUUCAAAACAAAAAAUUAAAAAAAUUAAAUCAAAUCAAAUUUACUCAACUCGAUCCCCGAGUCAACGUAAUUAUGACGUAUCGAUUUUCGAAAUAUCAACUUUUUCCAUAAACUCGGUUUGAUUUCCAUAAACUAUUAAACUUUUAAACCGUGUUAAUUCGUUAACUUAUAAAACUGUACGUGUUGAUAUCAUUCACGGACUCGUUCAAUUGGACAGUUCAUUAAGCCGUUUCGCAUUUGGAAACGCGUGUUUCGUUCCGCCAUUCGCCGUAUAAUACACAUUAUUAGGCGUAUCCUUUUAGCGCUGUCGAUCAUCUCGGUUUUUUUUUUUAAAUCGCCGUACAGGUUCCUCUAUGUGCAACCUAACCUAACCUAACCACUUCGCAGUCCGAGACAUUUUUAGUGUUGCGUAAAGAUAACUAAAAAUGUAUCUAGAUAAAUAUAAAAGAUAAUUAGAUACGAUUUAUCUAGAUAGAGAUAAAAGAUAAAACACUAUUUAAUUUGGGGGGGAAAAAAAGACAAAAUUGAUUUAUUUUUAUUGAUUAGUCUAAAAUUUGUUCGUCAAUUUAUACUAGAUUUUACCAUCUACAAUUUCUAUUAGAAUUUAGAAAUAACAUAAAUUAGCUACCUGGAUUGUAUUAUUACCUAUUACUUUACGUUUUGAAUUUUGUUUCCUAUUUGUACAAUGUUGGUUUACUAAAAAGACUUGGGAUAAACUUGCAAGUUCAAUUUUUUGGAUUUCUCGGAUAGCUGCAUACAUAAAUUUAUUUGUCUAUAUGAAUUAUGUUAGAUAAUUCAAUUAUUCAACUAAGAUAAUUCAUCAGAUAUUAAUUUUGUCUAUCAUCUAGAUAAGAUAAAAGAUAAUUAAUUCUAAAUUAAUCUAGAUAAUUUAUUUAGAUAAUUUAUCUUGAUAAUGCUCAACACUGAUCAUUUUAACGUUGAUUUUCCCCGUCUUCCUCGUCCCCGAGUUGGCGCAACUAGGGGGUUGAUAGAAGGUCUUUAGCACCCUCCCGGUUUUAAAAUUAGUAUCCCUGAAAGAACCCAAUAUAAGGUUUUUCAUAUAGUAACGGUUAAAUAUUGUAUCCAUGUAUUUCAUGAUUGACGAGCGGAACAAAUUACUGAUUUCUUACAAUGCGCGCGCGCGUGUGUGUGUACGAGAAAUAAUAUUAUAAUAGUUCUGAUAAAUUUUGUAAAUAAAAUGUGUAGUUGCUCGUUGCAAGAGUCGUGCAAAGGAGGAUUGCGAGGGCAUAGCCCUCGUGGGUGUCUUUGAUGUGUUCAUAAUUUUAGCACCUCCAAAGUUGGUGGUCUAGUUGUGCCUAUGCAUCCCUGUCAGCAAACCGUUUUUCGUUUUUCUUCGGAUGAGCGUUUCGCGAUAAUCUGCUACAGUAACAUAACCGGACGUUCAAUAGUACAUUUCGAAAUAUUUCGAUUUUCGUUUAAUUUUAUUUUUUUAUCAUCAGAGUUCCGCGUUUUCGACCCGCGGACAGUCCCGCCGCCUGUUUGUUAUGAUUUUUUUUUAUUAAUUUAUCAUCAGUAUAUUAAACAAAUAAAAAUAUAACGUUCGUUUUACAGAGAAGGACACGCUGUUGUACAAAGACGCCGAUGAAUAUCUGAUGAUAUUUUUGAGGCCGACCAAAUUCUACGUGGAGAGCGCAUACAAUUUGGUAAGUCGUAAUAUUAUACAAAUAUUCGCGUUCGUUAUCUUUCGCCGCGUUUGAUAAUAAUAUUGUUGUUAGCCGAUUGCGUGCUUUUAAGACCGAACGCUUCCGCAUUCCCGACUUCUGCAGCGGCGUCCUUAACUCGUCGUUUUGUAAUCUAUCCGACCGUACCUUUCGUCACGGCCGUCAUCCGGGUUUCCGUCCAGCGCUAUCAGUCCAAUAAUUACGGGUUCACAGGCCCACGGGUUUCGACUGUUCUCGAUUUUUUUUCGUCCGAUUUCGUGUCGGCCGGUCCUAAUCGCACGGGGCGUGGAAGUUAGGGGUUAUAUAUCCCCCCCCCCUUCUUUCGAUAGGCUUAGAAACACUACAACAACAACUACGUGUGGUGCAUUUUAAUUAAUUUCGUGCUGAAAUCGUUACACACGUACCUAUCUACAGAUUUCGGUCAAAUUACGGGAGAGGGGGGGAAAGCUCGAGAUUCAGCGAUUGUUCGGUCCGGCCAUUUUAAACGUCGCGGUUUACAACGGAUACCCGUGAUAAUGCAGACGAAGAUCCCACGUGAUUUAAAACGAUAAUAUUCGCGAUCGUUUUGUUGAAAAUCCGCUAUACGUUGGCUUCCCUCCCGUCGAAAACUUUUCCGGGCACGUCGUCGCCGCGGGGUCCGACUGGAGCGUUGUGGUUAAUAUUUCGGUAGAAAAAAAUAAAAAAAAAAUUAUAAAAAAAUACGCCGAUAUUCGCACAACGACACCAAUAACGAAAUCGUAUCCGAACGUAACGGGGUGCUGUAUAUGAGGCAGAGAUAACGAAACCGAACGACGAUCACUCGACGUUAUUGUUAUCGGGUUUUUGGCCCGCGACGAGUGUAAACCGGUCAAACGACGACAAUAAUAAUAACAAUAAUAAUAAUAAUAUAGCAGUCGAUGAACAUUUUAUACGAUUAUUAUGUUGAUUUUCACGACGAUAAGUACAACAGGAACGACAACCCCCUCCCCCCCACAACCCCUCCUCUUCCCGAUCGAUUUAUCGUGAUAAUAACGAUAUUACACUAUACGAGUUACAGGACGUACUAUAAUAACUCGUCGUAACCGCGUAUAACGCGACAGCAUAAAUAAUUCAUGACGUGAUAUUACCGUUGUUAUCAUUGCGCGGUGCAGUGCAGUGCGGUUCGGUGCAGUGCGUAUACAAUAUUAUCAUUACACGCAGGUAUCGAACUGCACAUAAAUAAAUAAAACGGCGCGUAACUCGCGUCGUAUAGCGACUCCAAACAAAGUCCGCGCGUGUUGCGUAGUUGAACGUAAUAUUUUUCGCUAGGCACAAUCGUUAUCCGUAAAUCGGUUUUUUUUUCGCAAUAUUUUUUAUCUCACCGCCGAUAAUGCGCCUCGUAUACAAUAUCGUGCGGUGCGUAUUGGCACUGCCGCACACUCCUCCGCGAGUGCAUCUCGAAUGCGUCCCAUACAUUAUCAUUGCAUACCGCGUCUAGACGGGUGUUAUUAUUUUUCGUUUUUUUUUUUUUUUUUUAUUUCCCCUCGCGUUUCCCGUGUUCUAGUACCGAAUCGCACGCGACAAACUCGGUAUCGGUUCCGGACUAAUGCCCCGACUCGAAAGUUCUCAUCCCGCUAUCGCAGAUUUAACGGUUUAAUGACGGAUUGAAAUCACAACAACGACACAAACAAAAACAUAAAUGAAAACCAGCGUUCCCGUGAAAAGAUAUUGAUACCUAAUGACGUCGGAGCGAUCUACCAGAUAUGAAUUUUCGUCAACUAAAAACCGCUCUGAACGGAGGCCGGAUUUACAGACCGUAUCCGACCCAAGUGUUUAAUAGAUACGCUAACCGUCGCGGUUUUUCGUCGACCAGAUCUUAGGUUUGCGCUCGGCAGUCCCUCAGGGCGUUUUGAGGUUCGGACCGAUAGGCUUGACUAUAGGCCGUGUUUUGUAAAACGUCUAAAAUCUCCGUGAACCCUUUAAAACCCAUUCGCGGUUACGUCCGGACGGUUUUCCCCGUCACUUUAGGCAUGGGAAAACCACGAGAAACGAGCCAUUUUGAGAUUUUUGAUCAGACCGCUAAUAUAAUAUAGUCUUCUGGUCGAAAACGAUGUAGUUCACAGAUGAAAUUAAAGACAGUAAUAUAUUACAAUAAACGAUAACAAUAAUUACAAUAUUGUGUACCGUAUGGUUUUAAUGAGUUAUCGAGUUGAAAUUGAAAAAAAAAAAAAAAAAAAAAUGCGGACUUCGAAAAUCCGUGUACUGGCUAAUUAUCGUCAAUAACGUGCCUUGAUUAUUGCCCGACUAUUAUAAAACAACAAACAAAGGAGACUAGACGAUAACCCGCUGCUGCACAAACACACACACACACACACACACAAACACACACACACACAUACACACACACACACACACACGCGCGCGCGCGCGCGCCCACGCACAUAGGUAUACAUAAUUAGACCGUAUUUAAUUUGAUCCGGCAGUAUAUUAACGAACAAUUAAAGGCGUCUACAAACCGAACAAUAAUAAUAAUAAUAAUAAUAAUAAUAAUAAUAGUAAUAGUAAUAAUAAUAGUAUUUGAAACGAUUGACUGCGAUUAUAUUUUUCGUUCUUUAAUCCGCGAUGAUAUUAAUGCGAUCGGACGCGGCCUUUUCGUUUUGCAGAUGAAACGUUUGGCCGAUUUCAAAGAGAAAAACAACAAAAUCAUCGGCAAUCCGUUGCCACGAGAGGAGAAGAGACUGUUCACGGAAAACAACGUCGUCAACGUACUGGUGGACCGGGACCAAAAGAACAGGAGAGUUUUAAUCCUCAACAUGGGAUGUAAGUAAUCGUGCUGCAGAUUUUACGUCGAAAUUCAAUGCAUUUUAUCUUCGAGACUUUUGGAUGAUUUUAUCGGCUCCCUUUUGGACCGAAAUGAGCUCGAAAUCGGAACACGCAUUUGUUUUUUGAUUGAAAUGAUACAUUUUAAAAUUCACGUUCAAAAUCAAUACAAAUGUUACCGUGCCUUUGGCGGAAGAGAACGUUUUUUUGGCUUUGGCGCUCCUACAGACCUCUCUCCCCAGAAUGAAGACAGGGGGGAUGCAAUUUUUUGGACUAUCAAAUUUCACUAUUUUUUUUUUUUUUUUUUAACUUGUAUAUAAUAAUUGUACGGUAUUUUAGCGUUCGGUUAUUUAUUGUUUUACGAGAAAUAUUUCUUUGAUACAGAAAAAAAAGUAGGGCGAAGAGGAACAAUCAAUAGACUUUAGCGCAAAAAUAUCGCUACGUUUGCAAACCAUUUUCCGUGGGUGUUACGAAUUCAAAAUCAAAAUAUAAUCAAAAAUCAAUAUAUAAUAUAAAGGCACCUAAUUCACAAUAUUUAGUAGUUCUAGUCAAACGACUACGCCAGUCUGUUCGGAGAACGUAAUUUCAGCUUUUGUGUAACCUAACGUUUAUAAGAAAGUUUCGCGUGAAUUGAGAAAAUUACGAAACAGGGGGUUUUUUUUUUCGCUGUUUGAAAUCUGUUUGCUCGUAAAACAAACAACGCCGCGGAAAAAAACCGCGGUUAAACCAUUUUAUUGGUCGACAUCUGCCCUCCGCGUCCAAUGAUAAUCCGUAUGUCAUCCACGUGCAUUAUUGGAAUAUAACCUAUAGAUACGAUGUACACCUUUAAAAUGGAAUAAAGGUCACCGCCGUCGUCUAAGUAGGUAUAGUAUUAUCUAGGUCAUGGUUGGGUUUUUUAUCGGUAACCGUUUUUAACUUAUUUCAGUUCUCUCACCUUUUAACGUGGUGUGAUUAUCGAAUAUAAUAGACUUUUGCUGUACUUUCUCCCGUCGCGUUGUGUACCUAAAUAGCCUUGACUUCCGGACGGGGGUUUAUUUUUUACACCGUUGUCGUCAGGAAUAUAGACGAUCAGCGUCGCGGGAAAUUUCCGAAAAAAAAAAAAAAACCAACCUCCCGUAUGCUAAAAUCCUUUUCGAAAUUCUACGAGGAAGGGGUCCAAUUUGUGUCUUCUAACAGAAUAUACAGCCGAAAGAACAAAAACAGCUACGUGCACAAAAACGAUUAAAUUAAAAAUACAGUUUACGGUUUAUACACUCAAACACGAUAAUAUUGUGCCUACUUCCAUCUACAGCGCAUCAUGUUAUCAAUAUUUUUAACCCGCAGUCUGCUGCUACCGUAGGUUUCGAUCUUUUAAAUCGAUAAUAACAAUAAUAAUAACAAUUGCGGUUUUUCAAUUUCUAUUACUCGCAAAGGAUUUAUUUCGAAUAUUGUGUCAUCAACGGUUCUGCAUCGUUUUCCAUUUGACGGGUUUCGUAUGAAAUGUACACUUACUAUCACAAACGUUCAUCUAUUCUAUAAUAUAUUAUGUACAGUGCAACGAAUAUUCUCACUGUUGUAUUAGUGUAUCUAUGAGCCGUGGAAAAACUAAAAAGCCGUUGACGAUUUCGAAUUAAAAAGUUUUUUUUCUUCUUCAGCUGCUUGGGACCCAAAAAAGCUCAAUAGCGAGGAGUUGUUCAAAGUCCUAUAUCUGAUCCAAGUGGCCGCGCUCGUCGAAGAAGAGACUCAAGUCCGCGGUGCGGUGAUCAUCAUAGAUUUCCACGGAUUGUCUACGAAACAAGUUAUGGCUAUGUCACCGUCGUUCGCUAUGACGUUGCUUCUGUACAUCCAAGUAAGUUUCGGAAGUGUACACAUAACUAUAACAAUAGUGUACUUGCUGUACCCAAUUAACGAAUUAAUUUCAUUUGUAUUAAGGAAUCAAUGCCGCUGCGUUUGAAGGAAGUUCACAUUGUCCGUCAGCCGUUCUUGUUCAACAUGGUGUGGCCUAUGUUCAAACAAUUCGUUGGCGACAAGCUUAAGAAACGCGUAAGUAUAAUAACUAUACCAAUAUCUAGUAUAUGAUUCAAGCAUAUAACAUUCUCUCCCAUUAUUUCUUUUUUCUUCUUUGGCUACUAGAGAAGAAGGAGCCUCCCCGCAAUUAUGAUCCUUAUCUAUCCGUUGAUUUUUCUCUCCGGUUCGCACGUUUAACAAGUAGGUAAUUUCCUACAUUUUCUAAUUGGAUCUUCCCAUCUCGGUCUGUGUCUUUUUAGAGGUCUUUUCUGCACAGAUUCGGCUCUAUCAUCGCUUUGAUUAGCUCAAAUAUUUCUUAGUGGUCCUGAUUUCUUUCCCUAAAGGAUGCCCGAGCAAUUUAUUUUUUAAUUGUCUACUAGUUAUUUUUCUCCCGCGAAAUUGCGAAAUAUUUCGUGUUGGCCGACGAUAAUAAUAUUAAUAAUUGCGGCUUUUCAGUUGUUCUUCCACGGUAACAAAAUGUCGUCCCUUCACAAGCACUUGGACGUUAACAUGCUGCCCGAAGAUUAUGGUGGCAAAAAGCCAAAGAUGACCUACUCCAGCUCCGAUUGGUAUCCAGUGAUCCAGGACCUCCAGAACUAUAUUGCGGGUACGUCGAGAUUAGCUUGUGCUAACUAGCCUGGCUUUCGUCCUUUCGUUAUCAACAUUGAUGACGAAAAGUUGUAUUUACGUUAUAAUAUUGACGAUAUAAUGUUUUUAGAUUGGAACACAUACGGAUUGAAACAUUGACGGGGGACAUGCGAUACGGAAAACGGCUCAUCGGAUUAUUCGGUUCAACCUAUACAAUAAUAAUGAUUAUUCUUUAUAACACUUACGAAAUCAAAAAUUAAUUCUACUUAUAAAUAUAAUUUUUCGAUGCGAUAGUUGUUUUAUACAUGGGUCUAUACAUAGAUUUAAUGAAUUUUUAUAUUAUAAUAAUAAUUGGUGUCACUAUUGGGCUAUAUAAUAUUUGUUUGUAGGAAAACGACACGGUUUUCAUUUGUUACGUAUCUGUGGAAUUCAAAAUAUAUUUACGAUAUUUAUGCACUUUUAUGUUGUCAUAUAUUUUUUACGUUCUCUCACGAUUAUAUCAAUCCAAAAGCGAUUUUACACUGCCGUUAAAAUGCAUACGAAAAUCACAAAUCGCCAUAUAGUUACCAUAUUCUGUUUUUCUUUCGACCAUUAAAAUAAUGCGGUUCUUAAUUAUGGGUACCUAAACGAAACUGAUAAUUUCUCGACGAGUCAAACAUACAAUAUGCAGUAAUCACAUUUAAACAAUGUGACAUGUAUUUAUAUACCUAUAUACCUUAAUACUUAAUGCGGUUUAAUAUUUCUUUAGUUUUUGUUUUUUAAAUAACUAUUUUUUUGAUAUUAUUAAUUUUUCAUUUAAGAGCAUACAUGUUACCUAUAGUUUUUUUUUUUUUUUUUUUUAUAAAAUCGUAGUUUUAUAAGACGUGUUUUUGACACAUUUUUUUUUUGUUAAACGAUUAUUUAUUUUGUAAGAUUAUACUAUUAUUUUUUUAACAUUUUCUUUUCGAAUUUUUGACGAAAAUUUAACAGUAAAAAAAAAUAAUUACUAAUAGGUCGGUGUAAAAUGAAUUAACAACUGUUUUACCUUAUUAUUAU
Molecule: messenger RNA, 11037 nt
Organism: Cinara cedri
Lineage: Eukaryota; Metazoa; Arthropoda; Insecta; Hemiptera; Aphididae
Source: the annotation of a GenBank genome assembly